Neomonachus schauinslandi (Hawaiian monk seal) is the source of this 1829-nucleotide messenger RNA. It is a transcript of the gene KPNA5, whose product is annotated as karyopherin subunit alpha 5. Gene Ontology annotation, molecular function: nuclear import signal receptor activity; protein binding. Bases 210 to 1829 code for a protein of 539 amino acids. Lineage: Eukaryota; Metazoa; Chordata; Mammalia; Carnivora; Phocidae. Gene Ontology annotation, biological process: NLS-bearing protein import into nucleus. The record is from RefSeq and is a predicted model, not a curated record. The transcript has 14 exons. Gene Ontology annotation, cellular component: nucleus; nucleoplasm; cytoplasm.
CAGCCGCCACCACUGCGGUCGCUGCAUGCAAGGGCUUCUGGGAGCCGAGCCUCGGGGUCUCGGGGAAGGGGCGCAGGUAGCCGCCAUCUUGAGUUGAGAACCUUGUCGUUACGCUCAACGCUAGGGGCGGAGUGGCGACCCCACUGUUACCUGCCGCGGACGCCGCAACCGGGAGCUGGGAAGUUAAGACACCGUGUAUUGCCACAUUAAUGGAUGCCAUGGCUAGUCCAGGGAAAGAUAACUAUAGAAUGAAAAGUUACAAGAAUAAAGCCCUAAAUCCCCAAGAGAUGCGUAGACGAAGAGAAGAAGAAGGAAUACAGCUUCGAAAACAAAAAAGGGAAGAGCAGUUGUUCAAACGCAGAAAUGUCUCUUUGCCCAGAAAUGAUGAAUCUAUGCUAGAAAGUCCUAUCCAGGAUCCGGAUAUCAGUUCCACUGUGCCCAUUCCGGAGGAAGAAGUUAUCACCUCAGAUAUGGUUCAGAUGAUUUUUUCUAACAAUGCUGAUCAGCAGCUAACAGCAACACAGAAAUUUAGAAAGCUGCUUUCUAAAGAACCUAAUCCACCAAUUGAUCAGGUUAUACAGAAACCAGGAGUUGUACAGAGAUUUGUGAAAUUUCUUGAAAGAAAUGAAAAUUGUACUUUACAGUUUGAAGCUGCAUGGGCAUUAACUAAUAUAGCAUCUGGAACUUUUCUGCAUACCAAGGUAGUGAUUGAAACUGGGGCUGUUCCAAUUUUUAUCAAACUUCUUAAUUCAGAGCAUGAAGAUGUGCAAGAGCAGGCUGUUUGGGCACUUGGUAAUAUUGCUGGUGACAAUGCAGAAUGCAGAGAUUUUGUUUUGAAUUGUGAAAUACUUCCACCUCUUUUAGAGUUAUUAACAAAUUCAAACAGACUUACAACAACCAGAAAUGCCGUAUGGGCCCUCUCAAAUUUAUGUAGAGGCAAAAACCCUCCUCCAAACUUUAGUAAGGUUUCACCUUGCUUAAAUGUCUUGUCACGAUUGUUGUUUAGCAGUGACCCAGAUGUAUUAGCAGAUGUGUGCUGGGCCCUUUCUUAUCUUUCUGAUGGACCCAAUGAUAAAAUUCAAGCAGUCAUUGAUUCUGGAGUCUGUCGAAGAUUGGUGGAACUUUUGAUGCACAAUGAUUAUAAAGUUGUAUCACCUGCAUUAAGAGCAGUUGGUAAUAUUGUGACUGGUGAUGAUAUUCAAACACAGGUAAUUCUGAAUUGCUCUGCAUUACCAUGUCUCUUACACUUAUUGAGUAGCCCAAAGGAAUCAAUCAGAAAAGAAGCCUGCUGGACUGUUUCUAACAUCACUGCUGGAAAUAGAGCUCAGAUUCAGGCUGUUAUAGAUGCAAAUAUUUUUCCUGUUUUGAUUGAGAUUCUUCAGAAAGCAGAGUUUCGCACCAGGAAAGAAGCAGCUUGGGCUAUAACUAAUGCAACAUCAGGAGGUACUCCAGAACAAAUAAGGUAUUUGGUAGCCUUAGGUUGCAUUAAACCACUUUGUGACCUAUUGACUGUUAUGGACUCUAAAAUAGUCCAAGUGGCUUUAAAUGGACUUGAAAAUAUUUUACGUCUUGGAGAACAAGAAUCUAAGCAGAAUGGAAUAGGCAUUAAUCCAUACUGUGCUCUCAUUGAAGAAGCAUAUGGUCUGGAUAAAAUUGAAUUUCUGCAAAGCCAUGAAAAUCAGGAAAUUUACCAAAAGGCUUUUGAUCUGAUUGAACAUUACUUUGGUGUAGAGGAAGAUGACCCCAGCAUUGUACCUCAGGUGGAUGAAAGUCAGCAACAGUUCGUGUUUCAGCAGCAGGAAGCACCAAUGGAAGGGUUUCAACUUUAA